AUUUCAUUUUUAUAAAAAAGGAACCUUUCACAUCAAUUAAUCUCUCAUCCAUUAAGCUCACAAGUCACGAUGGCUUCUUUUGCUACUCUUAUCUCCCUUCUCACAAUAACCCUUCUCUCAUUUUCCUGCUCAUCACAAUUCAUCUUACCAAUUGAAAAAGAUCCAUUAACCAAUCUCUUCACCACUUCACUUAACAUAGGAACACCUAAACACAAUUUCAAUCUAGUCAUUGAUCUUGGAGGACCAAUCUUAUGGUAUGAUUGCAACAAAAACUAUAAUUCUUCAACCUACAUUCCUCUCUCUUGUAAUUCCAAACUUUGCUCUAAUGAUGCUGGUUGCAUUAGCUGCAAUGGCCAUUUCAAACCAGGUUGCACAAAUAACACAUGUGGUGCUAACAUAAUCAACUCAUUAGUUGAUGGUAUUUUUUCAGGUGACACUGGCAAUGAUGUUUUGUUCAUAUCAAACACUAAAAUCUCAAAUAUACUUUCUGGGUGCACUGACUCAGAUGGAUUUACUAAUAAUUUUCCUCUUGAAAACUUACCAAAAUAUAGUAAAGGUAUAUUAGGCCUUGCAAGAACAAAACUUUCAUUACCAAAACAACUUUCAUUAUCUUCAAAAAAACUUCCUAACAAAUUUGCUCUUUGUUUACCAAGUUCUAAACUUGGUAGACUCUUCAUUGGUGGGGUACCCCAAAAAAGUACUUUUUUUUCCAAGUAUGAACUCACUACUAUUCCUCUUAUCAUCAACCCUUUUAGCACUGCUCCAAUAUUUACUCAAGGUGAAGCUUCUUAUGAGUAUUUUAUAGAUGUGAAAUCAAUUAAAGUUGGUGGUGAAACUCUUAACUUUAAGUCUUCUCUUUUGUCUAUUGACAAUAAGGGUAAUGGUGGAACAAAAAUCACCACAUUGAAGAAUUUUACAGUGUUACAUAGUUCAAUAUAUAAUCCACUUGUUAGAGCUUUUGUUAAGAAAGCUUCUGAUAAUAAGAUAAAGAAAGUGGCCUCAGUAGCACCAUUUGAAGCAUGUUUUGAUUUAAACACUAUUUAUAGGACUAAUACUGGAUUUGCUGUGCCUAUAAUUGAUUUGGUGUUUGAUAGAGGUGUGGAUUGGAAAAUAUUUGGUGAUAAUUCAAUGGUUUUGGUGAAUAAAAAUGUUGCAUGUCUUGGAUUUGUGGAUGGUGGUAAAGAGCCACAAACAGCUGUUGUUAUUGGUGGACAUCAAUUGGAAGAUAAUCUAUUGGAGUUUGAUUUGGUUUCUUCUAAAUUAGUAUUCAGUUCUUCACUUCUCCUUCGUGAUGCAAGAUGUUCUGAUUUCAAAAACUAAUUUGUUUCCUAUUUCAAUUGAGUGAGAUUAUGAGUUGAAAUAACUUUAGUAAGAUGAUGAUUGUAACUUUUUUCCAAUUCCUUUCUCUUAAUGCUUGUAGCUUAUGUAUUGUUGAUUGAGAAUCAAUGAAGGAACUUGGAUUACAUGUUGUAA
Trifolium pratense (red clover) is the source of this 1473-nucleotide messenger RNA. RefSeq names its product probable aspartic proteinase GIP2. The record is from RefSeq and is a predicted model, not a curated record. Gene Ontology annotation, biological process: proteolysis. Gene Ontology annotation, molecular function: aspartic-type endopeptidase activity. Lineage: Eukaryota; Viridiplantae; Streptophyta; Magnoliopsida; Fabales; Fabaceae. The transcript has a single exon. The coding region runs from base 70 to 1320 and encodes 416 amino acids.